This is a messenger RNA of Megalopta genalis, 4591 nucleotides long. RefSeq names its product homeobox domain-containing protein reversed polarity (gene repo). The record is from RefSeq and is a predicted model, not a curated record. NCBI's taxonomy places the organism in Eukaryota, Metazoa, Arthropoda, Insecta, Hymenoptera, Halictidae. Gene Ontology annotation, molecular function: DNA-binding transcription factor activity, RNA polymerase II-specific; sequence-specific double-stranded DNA binding. Gene Ontology annotation, biological process: regulation of DNA-templated transcription.
AAGAGCUCAGUGCCACGCUGCCGGUCAACGGACAUGGAUCUCUUGGAAAGUGUAGGUACCCUUACCUUUGCCGUCCUUCGCGUCGAUCCGUUCGUGAUCUACGGUGAUCCGUGCCGAUCGCCGGCCGCGAUCCGACGCGGCGCCGGCUGAUCUCGUCGCGAUCGGUCCCCGGCGAAAUCUCCGAGUGAUUCCGGUGUCUUCCGGCCUGCGAGUGCUCAAAGGAUAACGCCAGUGUGAUAACGCCGGAGAGAAGAUGAUUCAGCGCCGAGGAAUAUCGCGGCGAUCGUGCACCGUGCGAUCUCGCGGAUCGCGAGAUCGAAGGAUAGAGGCUCGCCGGUCGGGUUCAAGGACUUCUGGCUGAGCGACCUUCUCCCGACUCGAUCUUUCCGAGUCGAAACGAGAGUGCUUCGAAUCUUUGGAGCACCGGUGACCGUGUUCCCGAGGAACCAGAAGAUCUCGGAUACCAUCGGUACGCCGAGGAAUCGAUGGUCGUGACCUAACGUGUUAACCUGCUACCUUUAUCAGGAUCAGGCUGUCCAGGUACGUACCGAUUCGCUGUACCGUAGUCGAAAAUACCGAGUGCCUGCGAGUCGCAACGGUGAACGUUCGAAGGUUCCAUUCGAAGAGCGUCGCUUCGAGAAUGAUGGUCGUCGCGAGGAGACCGUGCUAAAGGGACGCGGUGUGAAAUCGUGCAACCUCGAACUUUGAACUAGCCAAUUUGAACCGGGUGUUCCGAGUGGAGCAGAUCGGUCGAUCGAUCGGAAGAUUCUCCUGGCAAUCGUGAAUGGCGAGGAAACCGCGGGAAUCCGCGCGGAUCGACGAGCGGUCGGUUCGAAGAACCGCGCGAAGGUCGAAAGGUCGCGAAACACGCGGAUCCAUGGCGGAGCUCGGAUCCAUCGUUUAAUUUUCCCAUCGGGAUGGGACGCGGGCCGAGCUCGGCGGUGCCGACGGUCUCUGGUCGGUCCGGUUCCCACACGCCCCUCCACGUCGCGGCGUCUCGGCAUCUCGGGCGUCCCGACGCUGAUCUCCGCGGCGCGGCGGCGUUCUCCGGUGGGCCGGGGGGCGGUCGCAUCGGUGACAAAACCCGGAUCGUCUGUUUCGCUCGGAUCGAGAAGAGCAGGAGGCAGCGGCGCACCGAAAACAGGGAAAAAGGCGACGGAUGGAAGAGGAAAGGCGGGAGCUGGGAGGCGUCGCGGGUCGCGCGGGGUUCGGAAAGAGAGGAAUAGGGAAAAAAGGACGAGAGGGAGGAUACGGGCGCCGAAAGGGCGAGAAAGAGAAAGAAAGAGGAAGAAAACGAGGCAGAGAGCGCGCACCGCGCCCGCAUAAAACGGCCGUCCUCUCGCGGAUCACGUCGAGGCGGCCAGUUGCCACAGGAUUGGCUGGCUUCCAUGUGUGGGGGCGGCCUGGCCGGCAACCCGUUGAAAAUAUAAGCGUGUGUGAGUGUCGGUUGAUUAGCCAGAGUCAGAGGAGAUCGUCGGUGGCGCGAGGAUAGGCCGCUCUUCACGAUCGAACACGCAGCCCGCUCAAUAGAAACCGCGUCCCGGGACCACACGAUCCAUUCCGCGGCACACCGUCCUCCAAGGUCCUGGUUUUCCCUGUGUCCGCGGCAACACGCUCGUCUCGUCGCGUCUCGUCCCGUCUCGUCUCGUUUGGUCUCGUCUGGUCUCGUCUCGGGGCCAACGUUCGCAAACGCCGGUCGCUUAGUUAACUCCGGUUAAAACUAAUCAAAAUUAAUCAUAACCCGGGCAACAAUUGAUCGCAAUUGGUCCGGAUUCCAUUACCGGUGCCGCUAACGCGAUCAGCCGUACACGCGUGCUUUUUUGCAUAAUUGCCGCGGGACCGCCGCGGAUCUGAAUUCCUCGCGAGACAACCGGAGGACACCGUACAGAAGCGCCAGGAGGAAUUUAACCGGUGAAACGGGCCUCGAGCGGAAACUGUGCCACGACACGACGAGGAAGUGUGCGGUUCGUGGAUUAUCCGCGGGAACACUGUGCCCGGUUCGACGAGAACUCGAGUGUCCAACGGAAAAGACCACCGUCGAGUGAUCGUGCGAACUAGCAUCACGAGUUGUCUCGUUUUCGUCGAGGAGCAGUCGAAUCCGUUGAACGUCCUCCGGAGAGCCACCGGCGAACCAUGGACGGGGGUCCUUUCGACGACCCGAUCUUCUCCGACUUCGGCGGCCGGGGUGGCACAGGUGUUCACAGCAUCCAGGUGAUGCUGGGUCUGCACGGCGGUCAUCACGGCGGCGAUCUCAUGCCCACCGGCGGUCAUCUUCACAAGCUGGACUCCUCGAACAGUCCUCCGCCGCAUCACCAGGCUUCGCACCAUCAUUUGCAACAGCAACAGCAGAAGGAGUUGAAGGAACUGGAGCUGGCCGGAAUGUACGCGCCGCUUCCUCAGACGCAGGACGUCACCACCUCGACGUCGAGCGCCGCGACGCCGACCUCCACCACGCUCCAACAGGGGUUGCAGCUUGGCAACCCGCUCAAAAGGAAGCCGGAGGACCCGAUGAACACCCUCGCGCCAGUGAGCAGCGAGGCGCAGCCGGCUAAGAAAGACUCGAAGAAGAAGACCGACAACAACGGGAUCAAAAAGAAGAAGACCAGGACCACGUUCACGGCGUAUCAGCUGGACGAGCUGGAGAAAGCGUUCGAACGUGCACCGUACCCGGACGUGUUCGCCCGCGAGGAACUCGCGGUUAAGCUCGCGCUCUCCGAGUCCAGGGUUCAGGUUUGGUUUCAGAAUCGACGCGCGAAAUGGCGGAAGCGGGAACCGCCGCGCAAGACCGCCGGCUACAUGGCCGCUGGAUCGGCUAGUCCAGGCUUGUCAGGAUCGUUCACCUCGCUGAACAACAGCUUGAACCCGUUCGCCUCGCCGACGACGGCAACGGCGCCGCCGGAUGCUUGGACGUAUACGCCGGCCUAUGACCUAGCGCCUCAUUUGAACCUGCUGAGUCCCUCGAAUUCGCCGUAUUCGACGUCGUUCGGCGGUCCAAGCAACAACGGAACAGCGUAUUCGUACGCGACUAUGCUGCCGCAGCACGACACCUCGUUGUUCUCGGCGCCGUCCGGCAACGCGAUGCGGGUUCACCAGGACUACAUGAACGCCGGGAACAGUCCGCCGCCGCCGUUGACCCGCAACGAUUACCAGACGAUGGUGACCGCCCACUCGCCACCCACGCACCUGGCCAACUCGAUGUCCGAGGAGGACCAUCAGCAGAACAAGCAGUUGGACUACGUGAGCGGACUGAGUCCGGCGGACAAGUACCAACACGAGCAGCCGGAUUACACGCAGCAACAACAGCAACAGUCGCAACAGGACCAGAAGCAGGACUACGGUAUGCAUUCACCGCAAGGACGCCAAGGUCUGAAGGACCAAGUGAUGGUGAAGAGUGAGCCGGCUAGCCAACAGAACUAUGUGCAGCUGCCUCCUUUUCUGAACUGACUCGAAACCUCCGUUCUAGACUCGUUCUAGCUGAGCCUUGCCACUUCACCACGGGCCCUGAUCAAUGAACGGUUUUGGGACCAAGCUGUGGACAAUCUCAAAUAACCUUUAUCUCGCAACACUGGAGUACACCAUGAAGGACAGUACUCGUAGGAAACAGUCGAAUAUUCGGAAAUAGGCACAGUCCUUCGUGAGAUACUCCAACGUCGCGAGAUCAAGAACACCCUGUAUAAAGUGUUCCGAUUUGCAAUUGAUUUUCAUAGAUAAGCAAGGAGUCGGGUCUGCUCCGCAAACAUAGGCCCGCGAAAGACAUACAGCUUUAUACCAAUCAUAGUUUUCGUAUUGAUACAGGUCCUUCUUGGAUCAUAGGAAUAGGAUACGUGUUUCAACUUAACGCUCCCCCUCUCUCUUUCUUUCUUUCUCUCUUAUCAUCUUUUCUUUGAUAUUUGUAAAUUAAAUCGCAUUAAGCUAGAUGUAUAUUUAUUUCCAAUUUUUAAUGGGUCGAACUAGAGAAGAACGUUUUUUAAAGCUUCCUGGAUCUGUUCAAGAGUUUGUACUUUGAGGAAAUUGGUGCAGAUUUCAUUUGAUUGUGAAAGAGAUAUUCGAGUAAUUCAGUCUUCGAUUAGGAACUUUUUUAGUGUUUUUAUAAUGAAUAGAUCAAAAUAAGAAAUAUCGGAUAGUUGUAGGGAUGAGCGCGUUAAAUUAAUUGGAGCAUUCCAAGUGCCUUAAAAAAAUAAGCUUAACGUGUAUAUGUGUUCUUAUGGGAUGAGUGUAACUGUAUUCGGAAACUUCGAUUUCCAUUUCUUUUGUUCGAUGGAAAAUUGAAUCGUGCCCAGCAAAAUUGUAACAUGCUGACGGUCUCUGAUGUUAUGCGUAUUUUAUGGUGAUAUUAUUGUAUAUUAAAAACAUAUUGUGCGUGCGACAUUUGUUAAAAAAGAUAUAUAUAUAUAUAUAUAUAUAUCAUGUGUUUGCAUAUCGUCCUACCCUUACUUCUUAGUCAGAAUAUUAUUGAAAAUAAAUUAUAAAAGUAUGUAACAAAUCGAUUUUCAAGAAAUACCAUCACGAGAAAUCUGCUACAUUAAUAUUUCAUUUGUGUACGAACAUGAUUUUGAAUAAACCAACAAAAAUUGAUAAGAUGUAAACAAAA